Molecule: messenger RNA, 1134 nt
Organism: Zerene cesonia (dogface butterfly)
Lineage: Eukaryota; Metazoa; Arthropoda; Insecta; Lepidoptera; Pieridae
Exons: 3
Coding region: 291-1109 (272 amino acids)
Source: RefSeq, a predicted model, not a curated record
CAACUUCAAAGUUGACAUAAUACAUAGUACCUGUCAUAUCUGUUACGAGUUUUGAUAACGAAGGAAUUUGGAAAAAUAAGAUUCGUAUAUUUUAAUGAUUGCUGUGAAAUAAGUUAAAAAUUGAAUGAUUGUUAGCAAUUGAUUUCUUCAUCGCAUUAUCAUUUGGGUUGUUUAUUAUGCAAAUUGCAAUGCAUUAGGCAUAAGAAAAGAUUUCCAGUGCGAACAAAAUAAUAACCUGUCUUGUGUACUUUAUAUUGUUUUACUGCAUUGUUAAAAAUUAAUACGUCGAAAUGGAAUCCAUACCAGCUGCAAAGGUUAAGAAUAUAAAACCAAUGAGCAAGACUAAAUUAAAGAAAACUAUUAAAAAUGUAGUUUGCCGCCCAGAUCCUGUUACUUGGCCUCUGGCAUCAGAUCCUGAAAUAGCAAGUUUGGAAGCAGUUCUUCAGAAGCAUUGUAUCAAUAUACCUACAUUUAAGAAAUUACACUGGAACGAAAUUAAGUCAAUACCCAAAGAAAAGAGGCCAAAGCCUCCACCAAUAAAAAAAGUAGAGGGACUACUUUUUGGUAUUUCAGAAUGCCAAAAUUCAAUAGAAAGUGGAAUUUGUUCUGCAAUCUUAAUAGAAUCAGAAGUAAACCCAAAAGUUUUAGUUGAAUCACUUAUUGAAGAUUGUCAAACUCAUUCCAUACCUUUUAUUUGUUUGAAAGAUCUUAGAAAAACAAGUGCUAUUAAUUUUGGAAUAGCUACAAGUUGCCUUGGCAUCAAGAAAAAUUGUCUAUUAGACAUUCAGAGUGUUAUAGAAGAUAUUUAUGAGAAAAAACAACCAAUUAUAAAAGAAAUUAGUAUUACAAAAAGUUGUGAAAAAGAAGAAUCUAUGGAUAUGGACACUUCCAGCCAAAUUUUAACCUAUCCUUAUUUACACAGAAAAGAUAAGAAGACUAGAGUAUUUUCACCAUCAGAAAACACAAAGCUAGGAAAUGCAAUGAAUAAAUUCAGUGGACAGAACUUUAUUGAAUUUUCCGGAAGUAAAAAAAGUGAUAGAAAAUCCUAUAUGAAUAUGAUACUUAAAAGAAUAUCUAAUAAUCCAAAUAGAGUUAAGUUGAAAGAAUGAUGAAAUAAAACCAUUUAUUUGACAA